GGCAUCCUCGACCUGGCCAGCCAUGCUGAUCCUGACCUGCUCUUCCAAGCUGCAGCUGCUGGAGAGAGUGUUGCGAAAGGGGCUCCCCGAAACAAUGCUGGUCUGUGGGGCAGUGAUGCACAUCAACCGUGGAAACCCAGCUCAACAUGAAGUCGUGGUGGACUCUUGGCCAGAAUUUAAAGCUGUUCUUACCCGACCACAGAAGGAGGUGGUGAAGGACAACAGGGAUUAUUAUGCCAACCUGCAUGCUGCUUUCUAUCGGGAGGAAGAUGCCUGCAGAACCCUCCUGGAAAACAAAGAUGCCGUAGACUGGGACAAAGCUUUCCAGCUGCAAGGUCUCCAAGAUGGGCUCUAUCAGGCUGUGAAAGUCAUGGCAGAGGCUAGAAGUGUCCACAUGGAGCCCCAUUUUUACCAGGCAAUGCUGAACCCAGAUGCAGCCACGUUAUGUCAGAACCAGCUCAGAAGUGACCCCCUCCACUUGGGGACGCUCAAUCCAUCCCAUGCAGCCCUACUCAAUGACACUUAUGAAUUUGGAGGCAAUGAUCGGAGCCUGCGCUACCUCAGGAGCCUGAUUGAGGACUUCCCAAAUGCUUGCCUCCUAGAUCAGAAAGGGCAGCUGGUUGCCUGGAGCCUAAGUGAUGCCCUUGGGUGUCUGACCCAUGGCUAUGCACUUCCUGAGUUCCGGGGAAAGGGUUAUAUGAAAACAGUGAUGCAGGCUUUAGCCAGAAAAUUGCAUACUAAAGAUUUUGCCUUGUAUACGAGAGUUCGGUCAGAGAACGAGAUCUCCAAGCAACAUUUAAGGGGCCAGGGUUUUCAUCUCUUGCCUUGGACAAAGUAUGUCCUUUUUUUCCAUUCCAAAUCACAUGAAACAGCAGGGGCAGCAUUCAAGUUUCUUUAGAUGGGGAGGUUGGAGGUAACGUUCACACAGAGAUGUAAGGAACUGUGUCUGGAUAUAUUCAAGUUUAAGUCAGAAAAGGAUUACAAAAACCAGGAAUAGCUAUAAAUGAAUAACUGUGCAUUCUAAAAUACAAUCCUUGUGACCUUUAAUAGCCCAUAGAUAUUCCUUAGCAUUCAUUUUACACCAUAUCUGGAUCAAGGGUGGGAUUCAAAAAUUUCAGCAUACGGGUUCUCUACCCAGUUGCUGGCUGGGCGUGGCCAUGGAGGGCAUGACAUAGUCAGCCUCCUGCACCAUGGCGGCAGCAGGGAGGGAGGAGUUUUUUACCUUCCUCAGACUCCGGAGGCUUUCCUCGAGCCUCUGGGAAGGAGAAAACUGCCUCCUCUGGGCUCCAGAGGGAGGCCCG
Molecule: messenger RNA, 1301 nt
Organism: Thamnophis sirtalis
Lineage: Eukaryota; Metazoa; Chordata; Lepidosauria; Squamata; Natricidae
Product: glycine N-acyltransferase-like protein 3
Cellular component (GO): mitochondrion
Molecular function (GO): glycine N-acyltransferase activity
Source: RefSeq, a predicted model, not a curated record